Molecule: messenger RNA, 2380 nt
Organism: Hypanus sabinus (Atlantic stingray)
Lineage: Eukaryota; Metazoa; Chordata; Chondrichthyes; Myliobatiformes; Dasyatidae
Gene: acads
Product: acyl-CoA dehydrogenase short chain
Exons: 12
Coding region: 134-1504 (456 amino acids)
Biological process (GO): butyrate catabolic process; fatty acid beta-oxidation using acyl-CoA dehydrogenase
Cellular component (GO): mitochondrion
Molecular function (GO): flavin adenine dinucleotide binding
Source: RefSeq, a predicted model, not a curated record
UACCGGACUUGCUGUGUAUUGGAAGUUUAACUUUGGACUUUGGACAUAGCAGCUCUAGGAGUGCAGGCCGUGUGCUUGGGAGCGGAACGCGAGGCCCGGGUCCGGGGGAGUCGGGUACGCAAAAGCCGGCCGGAUGGGGUCGUUGCUAUGGAGAGUCGUCGGAGCUCCGAAUCCUGAUCCAUUCUUGGCCACCAGACGUAGGAUCUUGCAAGGCUUUUCAUUCGAGACACCCCUGGCCAUGAAAUCAAAAUGUCUACGCCAACUGCACACUGUUUAUCAGAUGGUUGAGCUUCCAGAAACUCAUCAGUUGUUGAGAGACACCUGCAGAGGGUUUGCAGAAAAAGAACUUGUUCCAAUUGCUGCGCAGCUGGACAAAGAACAUAAGUUUCCUGCAGAACAGGUAAAGAAGAUGGGAGAACUUGGACUUUUGGCAAUGGAUGUGUCUGAGAAAUAUGGUGGAGCAGGAUUAGAUUAUCUGGCUUAUGCCAUUGCCUUAGAAGAGAUAAGUCGGGGCUGUGCUUCCACUGGCGUCAUCAUGAGUGUAAAUAAUUCUUUAUAUUUGGGUCCAAUUUUGAAAUUUGGUUCAGAAGAACAAAAGCACAAGUGGAUUAGCCCUUUCACAAAUGGAACUAAAAUUGGCUGCUUUGCCCUGAGUGAGCCAGGGAAUGGAAGUGAUGCUGGUGCAGCCUUAACCACUGCCAGGCUAGAUGGUGACAGCUGGAUUUUAAAUGGCACAAAGGCUUGGAUUACAAAUAGCUGGGAAGCUUCUGCUGCAAUUGUCUUUGCCACCACAGACAAAGCACUUAAACACAAGGGAAUAAGUGCUUUCUUGGUUCCUAUGCCUACACCAGGACUUUCCUUGGGAAAGAAAGAAGAUAAAUUUGGAAUUAGAGCAUCUUCCACUGCAAGCCUAAUUUUUGAAGACUGCAGACUUCCUCGGGACAGCAUAUUGGGUGAACCAGGAAUUGGAUUCAAAAUAGCCAUGAAUUGUUCCUUACUUGUCAGCGCUGUGAACUUUGAAACAGUAUACAGGUCUCCUUGGAUAUCAGACAUUUGUACCCAAACACUAGAUGCAGGUCGGAUUGGUAUUGCCUCCCAAGCUCUUGGAAUUGCAAGUGCAGCCCUCGAUUGUGCUGUGGACUAUGCAGAGAAAAGAAUGGCAUUUGGUUCACCUAUUUCCAAACUCCAGGCUAUACAGUUCAAAUUGGCUGACAUGGGCCUGGCGCUGGAGAGUGCUCGCUUGUUGACUUGGAGAGCAGCUAUGCUGAAGGAUAAUGGAAAAUCAUAUAUAAAGGAAGCUGCAAUGGCCAAACUGGCAGCAUCUGAGUCUGCAACAUCUAUUGCUCAUAAAGCCAUGCAAAUUCUUGGAGGUAUGGGCUAUGUUACAGACAUGGCAGCAGAGAGGCACUACCGUGAUGCCCGCAUAACUGAAAUCUAUGAAGGAACCAGUGAAAUCCAGCGCCUGGUCAUAGCCAACCAGUUAUUAAAAUCAUACAAAGGUUAAGGAUGUCCUUGUGAACAAUCUGCUGACAAAAUUGAAAUUGCUAAAUUUAACAGCACUGAUAAAUAGAAACUGAGAUCUAAUUCAUCGUUGAUGCUCUGAUAAAAUGUUGAUAUCUCUAGAAUGGAGAAGUUUUUGUUUGCAGAUCAGAAAUAUAUUUGUUAGGAUACAAAGCAGGCUAAUCUAAGAUAUCAGAACAAUGCAAGAGAGCUCCACAGCCAGGGAUCCCAUUUCAAAUGAAAAGGAAACGUGAACGGCUUUUCAGUAGAAAACUUCAGUGGUUUUAAACCCAAUUUAACCUACCCUAAUUACUUUUCUUCCCUGCAAAGUUACCUGGUGUAUCUAGGAAGUUUACAUUAUUUAUUGCCAUCCUCUCAUUUUGAGAUGCCAGGUGGGCUUCGUAGCUCACUCUGCAACAGUGUAAAGUUGUACUAAACAGUGUACUAAACCAGAAGGAAUCAGUAAGGGAGAUUGUUUCUAAUGUGAUCUAAAAUUAUAUGCAAGAUUAAAAGGUAUGCUCACAGAAGUUCACUAAAUCAUUUGAGGCAGUCUUCUGUAUAAUCUAGAUAUCAUUAUGAUAUUCUGUUAAAUGUUUACUUACUGCAUUGCAAAUACACAUUAUUUUAAAUUUCAUAGAAUGUUAUUGCUGUUUCACUCAAGUAGAAAGGAGCUGGUAAACAUAGAUUUUUCCUUGACAACUUUUUAAUUUGGUGUUCUUGUUUUACAAUUGAAAUCCUCACUAAAAUGUCAUUGAGUUCCCUGGUUACAGUAAGCACAUUAUUGUAAUUUCUUACCAGAAUUUACUUCUGGAUCGGCAACUUAAAAAGAAGCUUAAGCUGUCAUAGAGCAGAUUAAUAAAAUCUAUAUAUUUAACAGGUA